CAAUGAAUGACACAAGCUUCGAGGCUUGUCAGAGAAGACGGAGGAGCAAGGACCCCUGCAGUUCUUCGUAACCUUGGCCAGUCGGGAAAUGCCCACCCCAGCCACCGCUGUACAUCGAGGGAGGGAGAGACCAUGAGGGUGUUCGUAGCUGCCACUGCUCUGCCCUUCGUGGUCUUGGGGUUGGUUUCAUCUGCGUCAGGGCAAGCAGACGGCUGCGAGAGAGUGGUGGUCGAGGUAUCAACUCCGGAACAUGCCACUCACUCUGGGAGGUUCUACCAGGUCGGCACGUCGCUGGAGGGCACGCCGCUGCUCAAGACUGACGGCGGGCUUUGCCUUCAAUUCGUCGAAGGGGGCUCCGCUCGCGAGGAAGAGCAACCCCCCCUUUUGCUCCACGUCGGCGCGCACGCAGCCGCGGACGGCGAACCUCGCGACGAAAGCCUCGAUUUCGACAUGUCUGACGUGUCGGAGGAGGAAGAACCAGUUUUUCGCCGGUCUAUCGCGGCAACAUGCGGCCACUGGGUGAUUGGCAGGAUGGGCACCGCCGACGCUGCAUUGUACCCGAUGAUCAAGGUGUCCGACUGCGCCCGCCAUCCUGCCUUCAUCAACGAGGAUUCCGUGUGGUUCGGCCAGGAGUGCUUGGAUUGCGAGGAGAGAAGCACGAUUGGAAAGGUGACGGUCACCACCGAAAGGUGCCCCUGCAGCAACAAAACCUUCGAGCGCACCUCGCAGGCGCAAGCAAUGACAACCCACGUGGCCGCCGACCUGAACCUUCCGAGCGUCGCCCGCACCGAAAACAACCGCUCGCCAGCGCGAAACAACGAGGUGACGGUGCCUACUCCUGUCCCGACUUUAGCAGCACCGGUCAACGAAACCUCCUCGUCGCCGGGGGUGGUAAGCGGUGAUGAUGUCACCACGAGUGAUGCCAGCAGCGUGAUAGAAGGGGGUGACAUCGCCGUCGGCGUUUCCCUGGGGGUGGGCGCGGCAGUGCUACUCAUCGCCGGCAUGGUGGCCUUCCAGAUGAGGACGUUCCUUUGCGCCCGUGCUGGAUGAGCGGCGUUAUUAUGUCCUCAACGGAGAGGGCAUAGGCUCUUGGAAUCGCGAGUUUUUGAGUGCAGUCUCAGAGACCGUGCUAUCAUGUUUGAUCGGCGAAGGAUUUCGAUCGAUCAGGGAGAUUGACUCAAUGCCGGAUUUGUUUUGCAUAGAUCACUGGGUUGAUAGCGGUAACCCGAAGAGCUAGCAUCGUUGCUUGCUGGAUGUAGAUGGGAGGUGUUCGUAGGAGUUCAAGGUGUUUGAAGAUGGGUUGUUUUGGGGGGGAUAAGUCAAUGGCUAACGACACAUGAGCUGAUAUUGCUUCACUCUCCCCGUCAGUUAGAACACGGCUUAUUGAGAACAAAGUUCCUUUCGGGAGUAGAAUAGUGGCGGCAUGUUUGGCCAGCGAGGUUCAAAGCGUUGCACCAUGCUGGGUGAUUGAAGCAUCAUAUCGGUCAAAUCGUAUGGCCACCAUGUGCAGCUACCGACCCCAUGCCAUUAAAUCACCAGCAGAGUUGGCCCUAACCAGCUACUUGCCACACGAGAAGACUAUACUUGACGUUAUUGCUGUUGUUGUUGUUGUUGUUGUUGUUGUUGUUGUUGCCUUUGUUGCCGUCCGACGUCUGUUCGCAACGUCCUUGUUGCUACAGCUUAGGAUAAGGCCACACAUUGUACAGCUGCAUUUCCAGUUGGUAUUCUCUGACAUGGCGGGGCCUUCUCUGCGUCUUGUGAGCCGCUAGUUGUGUGAGCCGCUAGUUGCGCGUCUGUCUAAGAACGUGCAGAAACGUUUUUUUCGCCCGCAGCUCGUUUCUUUUUCCUCUGUGCGGUGGCCAUUGACGUUUCAUGAUUUAUUGAGGGGUUCUUAGUUGAAGACCUAUUAUUUUGAUCAGCCUCU
This is a messenger RNA of Ectocarpus siliculosus, 1924 nucleotides long. The record is from the annotation of a GenBank genome assembly. Lineage: Eukaryota; Phaeophyceae; Ectocarpales; Ectocarpaceae.